AUGUAUUGUGAUAAAACUUUUGAGAUGAUUAGAGAUGUGAGACGACAUUCACCGGAAAUAGUUCGAUGUAAAAUAUGUAAAAUAGUUUUUGGAUGUAAAAGUACUUUAAAAGUUCAUGUACUUGGACACAGUACGUUUGAGUGUAACGUAUGUGGCAAAACGUGUCAAAGUGUACGAGCAUUUAAACUUCAUUUGAGAACUCACGACAAACGUUAUUUAUGUACAUAUUGUGGAAAACCGUUUGCUGAUAGUAAUAAUUAUAUUGUUCAUGUACGAACGCAUACAGGAGAAAAACCAUAUCAAUGCACUCAAUGUGAUGCAAGGUUUAAUUGUAGUACUGGGUUACAAAGACAUUCUGCAAAGCAUUCUAACGUAAGAAAUUUUGAAUGUGAUGUUUGUAAAAAUAAAUUUAAAAGCAAAGCUCAACUAGGAAAUCAUAGACGUAUUCAGCAUGUAGAUGGGAAAACCUAUUCUUGUGAAAUUUGUAACAAACAGUUUAAAAGAAAAGACACUUUACGUGAACAUCAGAAGAUUCAUACAGGCGAACGAAAUUGUAUUUGCACAUACUGUAAUAAAGCAUUUUUUAAACCUUAUAAAUUAAAAAUGCAUUUACGAACGCAUACAGGGGAAAAACCUUUUUCUUGUACUAAAUGUGGAAAAAUGUUUAAUCAGAAAUUUAUACUUAACAGUCAUAUGAAAACUCAUUCAGAAGUGCUUAAAUAACUUUAAUAUGUAUAUAUCUUUAAAAUUUCCUUUAUGAUUAUAUCUGGAAAGUAUAAAUACAAUAGAGAUUCCAUGUAGAUACGCCUGAAGUCAAUUAAAGACAGGAGAUGCAACUAAAGGGCGAAUUCAAUUAAUUAAAUGAAAAUAGUGUUGUAUCAAGAGAAUCGGUGAUUCAUUUCCUCAGGAAUUUUUGGAUAAUCCCUGGUGGAAAUAUUUUCUGCCAAAAGUCCAAUUUAGCCUUGUAGUGUUCUGAAAAACAAUAAUAGAAGAAUUUGAGUAAGUCUAAAAAUUUCUGAAACAUUCUGAAAAGUAUGAAAAG
Molecule: messenger RNA, 1042 nt
Organism: Chrysoperla carnea
Lineage: Eukaryota; Metazoa; Arthropoda; Insecta; Neuroptera; Chrysopidae
Product: oocyte zinc finger protein XlCOF15-like
Exons: 4
Coding region: 1-723 (240 amino acids)
Biological process (GO): regulation of transcription by RNA polymerase II
Cellular component (GO): nucleus
Molecular function (GO): RNA polymerase II cis-regulatory region sequence-specific DNA binding; DNA-binding transcription factor activity, RNA polymerase II-specific
Source: RefSeq, a predicted model, not a curated record